GGUGAGCCUGGCAAACCAGGAAAAGGAGGUGAGCGUGGACCUACUGGACCUCAGGGAGCUCGUGGAUUCCCAGGAACACCUGGUCUACCUGGAAUCAAGGGACACAGAGGUUACUCUGGUCUUGACGGUGCAAAGGGAGAAACUGGCGCUGUUGGCGCUAAGGGGGAGGCUGGUGCUCCUGGAGAGAGCGGUGCACCUGGACCCAUGGGACCUCGUGGUUUACCUGGUGAGAGAGGACGUCCUGGACCCUCUGGAGUUGCUGGAGCACGUGGAAAUGAUGGCUUGUCUGGUCCUGCUGGUCCUCCUGGUCCUGUUGGUCCAGCUGGAGCUCCAGGCUUCCCUGGUUCUCCUGGUUCAAAGGGAGCCCCCGGUGAGCGUGGACCCUCUGGAGCCAGUGGGCCCAAAGGUGCUAGCGGUGACCCUGGACGUCCUGGAGAGUCUGGUCUUCCUGGAGCCAGGGGUCUGACUGGUCGUCCUGGUGAUGCUGGACCUCAGGGCAAAGUUGGACCCUCUGGCGCCCCUGGUGAAGAUGGCCGUCCAGGACCUCCAGGCCCUCAGGGAGCCCGUGGACAGCCUGGUGUCAUGGGAUUUCCUGGACCCAAAGGAGCAACUGGGCUAGCUGGCAAGUCAGGUGAGAAAGGACUGGCUGGAGCUCCUGGUUUGAGAGGUCUGCCUGGCAAAGAUGGAGAAACCGGCUCUGCUGGACCCCCUGGCCCUGCUGGCCCUGCUGGGGAGAGAGGAGAGGUGGGACAGCCCGGUCCAUCAGGCUUCCAGGGUCUUCCUGGACCUCCUGGACCUCCUGGAGAGGGAGGCAAACCUGGAGACCAGGGUGUUCCUGGAGAGGGUGGACCUGCCGGUGCCACUGGACCCAGAGGAGAGCGUGGUUUCCCUGGAGAGAGAGGAGCUGCUGGCACUCAAGGUCUGCAGGGACCCAGAGGCCUGCCCGGAACUCCUGGAACCGACGGACCCAAAGGAGCUAUUGGACCUGCUGGUGGUGCAGGAGCUCAGGGACCCCCAGGUCUGCAGGGUAUGCCUGGAGAGAGAGGAGGUGCUGGCAUUCCUGGACCCAAAGGAGACAGAGGCGACAUUGGAGAGAAAGGACCUGAAGGUGCUUCCGGCAAAGAUGGUGCCAGGGGUCUCACUGGUCCCAUCGGUCCUCCUGGACCUUCUGGUCCAAACGGUGAGAAGGGUGAAUCUGGGCCUGCUGGACCUUCUGGAGCUGCUGGUGUUCGCGGUGCUCCUGGUGAUAGAGGAGAGACUGGACCUCCUGGACCGGCUGGGUUUGCUGGACCUCCUGGAGCCGAUGGUCAGCCUGGAACCAAAGGAGAGCAGGGAGAGUCUGGACAAAAAGGAGAUGCUGGUGCUCCUGGACCUCAAGGACCAUCUGGUGCCCCUGGACCUGCAGGUCCUACAGGAGUUUUUGGACCUAAAGGUGCUCGUGGUGCUCAGGGACCUCCUGGUGCUACUGGUUUCCCUGGAGCUGCUGGCAGAGUUGGACCUCCUGGUCCCAACGGUAAUCCUGGACCCGCUGGUCCUGCCGGACCUCCCGGUAAAGAUGGACCCAAGGGUGUGAGAGGAGACUCUGGACCUCCAGGCAGACAGGGUGACGCUGGACUUCGUGGUCCUGCAGGAACUCCGGGAGAGAAAGGAGAUGCUGGAGAGGAUGGUCCUCCUGGUCCACUGGGUCCUUCAGGUCCUCAGGGAUUGGCUGGUCAGCGCGGUAUUGUUGGUCUGCCUGGACAGCGAGGUGAAAGAGGUUUCCCUGGUCUGCCUGGGCCUUCUGGUGAGCCUGGAAAGCAGGGAGCCACUGGUGGUGCUGGAGACCGUGGACCCCCUGGACCUGUUGGACCUCCUGGACUCACAGGACCUGCAGGGGAGCCUGGCAGAGAGGGCAACCCUGGAUCUGACGGACCUCCGGGUAGAGACGGUUCUGCUGGAAUCAAGGGCGAUCGCGGUAACACUGGUCCUGCAGGUGCUCCUGGUGCUCCAGGUGCGCUCGGUGCUCCGGGCCCAGUGGGACCCACUGGCAAACAAGGAGACAGAGGAGAGCCUGGCGCACAAGGACCUGCUGGAUCUCCAGGACCUGCUGGAGCCAGGGGGAUGCCUGGACCCCAAGGACCUCGUGGUGACAAGGGAGAGUCUGGAGAGUCUGGUGAGAGAGGACAGAAGGGACACAGAGGUUUCACUGGUUUGCAGGGGCUUCCUGGACCCCCGGGUCAACCUGGAGACCAGGGUGCUACUGGACCUUCUGGACCUGCUGGACAAAGAGGACCACCUGGACCCGUUGGCCCUGCUGGAAAGGAUGGUUCAUAUGGUUUGCCAGGACCCAUUGGUCCUCCUGGACCUCGUGGUCGCAGUGGAGAAAGUGGCCCAGCUGGUCCUCCUGGAAACCCCGGGCCCCCUGGUCCUCCUGGUCCCCCUGGCCCUGGCGUUGACAUGUCUGCCUUUGCUGGUCUGGGCCAAACCGAGAAGUCGCCCGAUCCUCUCAGGUACAUGAGGGCCGACCAGGCCGCUGGGAAUCUCCGUCAGCACGACGCCGAGGUGGACGCCACGCUCAAAUCUCUGAACAACCAGAUUGAAAACAUCCGCAGCCCCGAGGGAUCCAAGAAGAACCCUGCUCGCACCUGCAGAGAUCUGAAGCUCUGCCACCCAGACUGGAAGAGUGGUGAGUACUGGAUUGAUCCCAAUCAGGGCUGCACUGUAGAUGCAAUCAAGGUCUUCUGCAACAUGGAGACAGGAGAGUCCUGCAUUUACCCCAAACCUGCCAAAAUCCCUCGCAAGAACUGGUGGUCCAGCAAGAGCAAAGACCGCAAACACAUCUGGUUUGGAGAGACGAUGAAUGGAGGAUUUCAYUUUGGAUAUGGUGAUGACAGCCUGGCGCCCAACACCGCUGCCAUUCAGAUGACAUUCCUGAGACUUCUGUCCACCGAAGCGUCUCAAAACCUCACCUACCACUGUAAGAACAGCGUGGCCUACAUGGACGCCUCGACGGGCAACCUGAAGAAGGCCGUGCUGCUGCAGGGCUCCAACGACGUGGAGAUCAGAGCYGAGGGCAACAGCCGCUUCACCUACAGCGUCAUGGAGGACGGCUGCACGAGACACACAGGACACUGGGGCAAGACAGUGAUUGAAUACAGGUCGCAGAAGACCUCUCGCCUGCCCCUUGUGGACAUUGCCCCCAUGGAUAUUGGUGGAGCAGACCAGGAGUUUGGAGUUGAUGUCGGGCCGGUCUGCUUCUUGUAAAACGAACAAGCAAUCGAACCGAGGAGCAAGAAGAAGUGGAAACUUUAGGAAAGAAUAAAUUAAGAAAAUGAAUGAGAAGCACGCUUCAGAAAAAAAAGGAGAGAAAGAGAGAAAAGGAAAAAUCGAGACACUUUUAUUUUCAACGGGACUGUUUUUCUAAGUAAAAAGUGUUUUUAUUUCAAGUCGAACUUCAUAGGAUAUCUGCACUGAAUGGCAGCGGCAACUGUCCUUUGUGAUUCCUCCAGCGUUGCCUUCAGUCUUCUAUCCCUCCCCUCAUGGACACCCUCGAUUCUCUUAAAUCCCCCUCUCUGCCAUCUAUCUUUUAUCUUCUGAACAAAUAAGAGGAAGUAUGAGGAGAAUAACGGAACAUACCUGAGAACAAGAGAGAGAACAGUGUGUUGGCAUUGAUUAUUUAUUGUUUGGGUGUGGAUCUCAGGUAUGAGAGGACCGAGUUUGUUGCAAAGUAGUAAAAAAUAAACCUGCUUACGUAUAUUUAAGGAGAAAAAAACUCAUCAGCCAACUUCCUCUCUUACUUCCUCCUCUUUUCUAAUCAUCCCAAUGCUUUUAUGUCACAUCCACUAAAAAAAACAUAUUUGUUUGAAACCAAAAAUCUAACAACGUACUGUAGAGAGUGCAAGUGUUCCUAUUUCAGCCGCCGUCAUUUGUAUCAAAAAUUGCUGUGUAUUAUAAUAAAGUCAAUGGUGCUAUUGUUGUAAAACAGUUUGUAUUUUUUUACCAAACAGAUACACACAAAUAUCAUUUUCUACAUUUGUAUAUAUAUGUAUAUGUUUGUAUACAUAUACAUACACAGCUCAUUGCAGAGCAUUUCACCCUGGAUUUUUUAAUUUCAUCAUGGCAAAUGUCUAAACUUGAACCCUUUCUGCGUCUAUUUUCUUUCUUUGAAGAAAAAGCACCCUGAGUAGUUUUUGCAAUCAAGGGAAUUAGGAUGAAUUUUACCUUCUUU
Austrofundulus limnaeus is the source of this 4207-nucleotide messenger RNA. It is a transcript of the gene col2a1b, whose product is annotated as collagen, type II, alpha 1b. Gene Ontology annotation, molecular function: extracellular matrix structural constituent conferring tensile strength. Gene Ontology annotation, biological process: extracellular matrix organization. The record is from RefSeq and is a predicted model, not a curated record. NCBI's taxonomy places the organism in Eukaryota, Metazoa, Chordata, Actinopteri, Cyprinodontiformes, Rivulidae.